Messenger RNA from Meloidogyne enterolobii, 362 nucleotides. The record is from the annotation of a GenBank genome assembly. Lineage: Eukaryota; Metazoa; Nematoda; Chromadorea; Rhabditida; Meloidogynidae.
ACAAUUUUAUUUUAAUUAAAAUCUCCAAAAAAAUGAAUGAAAAUAUUUCAAAUAAUUACCAGCAACCUCAACAUGAACAAGAGCCAAAAGAAUUAUUAUGGCCACCUAAUGGUUAUGUAUUUGAACAAGAAUCUUUAUUGCCAGCUUAUUGCAAACCCAAAAUUUGUCCAUUAAAGUCAGUUACUUUGGAAAAAUUGGAAAAAAUGCAAGAGGAGGCAAAUCGUCGUAUGAGGGAAUUGGAGGAGAAGGAGAGAAAAGAAAAUGGAGAAAAUGAUGAGGGAAAUAAUGUUUGUUUGGAAUUAAAAAUUAAAAAAAAUUUGGUAAUAAUUUGGCUGACCCUCCUUUUUUCCCUAUUUCCAUAA